Molecule: messenger RNA, 3619 nt
Organism: Epinephelus lanceolatus (giant grouper)
Lineage: Eukaryota; Metazoa; Chordata; Actinopteri; Perciformes; Serranidae
Gene: ints3
Product: integrator complex subunit 3
Cellular component (GO): cytoplasm
Source: RefSeq, a predicted model, not a curated record
UAUGUUCCUGAGCUCGGUCACGGAGCGGGACUUGGAGUCAGAACGAGCCUAAAAGAAGUUUUUAAAAACUCGCCGUUACCGACCGAACCGGCACACACGGAGGCUCCGGUACCGACAGGAGCCCCACAGUUUCCGGUACACCGGCAGAACCAGUCAGAGCCACCCCUGAACCCGGAGUCCCGCUCCUUCGCAGCUCCGCGGGGCCCGGCGAGGCGCGGCGGGAGGAGAUGGAGCCCGCACCGGCGAAGGCGAAGCCGCAGGGCCGGCUACUGGUGUCCACCCAGCUGGACGCUAAAGACGAGCUGGAGGAGAGAUUGGAGCGUUGCGUUGGAAUCGUCCAGUCGUUGACCAAUGGGCUGUCAGACAGAGAAGCCAAUGACGCGCUCACCGGCAACGUGUGUAAAGGUCAGCAGCAGCAUGAGGAGGUGUGUCUGGGUCUUUUCACUUUGGUCCUCACAGAACCCGCCCAGGCCCAGAGGUGUUACAGGGACCUGACGCUGCUCACCAGAGACGGGAUGAACGUGGUACUGGUGAAGAUCAACCAGAUCCUGAUGGAGAAGUUCCUCAAGCUGCAGGACGUCCCCAGAACCCAGUUGGUGUGGCUGGUCAGAGAGUUGGUGAAGAGUGGCGUGAUGGGAGCCGACGGUGUCGUCAUGACGCUCCUCAAACAGAUCGCAGGAGGAGACAUUUCCACCAAAAACCUGUGGUUGGCUGAGAGCGUCCUCGACAUCUUGCUGGACCAAAAGGAGUGGGUGUUGAAGAGCGGGAUGCUGAUCGCCAUGUCGGUCUACACCUACCUGCGCCUCAUCGUGGACCACGGAGCACUGAACCUGCUGACUCUGCGUCAGAAAGAGGUCGACUACUGCAUCGGCAUGCUGAGGGAGAAGUUCAUGGAGUGUCUGAUCAUCGGCAGAGAUCUGGUUCGUCUGCUGCAGAAUGUCGCUCGGAUACCGGAGAUGGAGCUGGUGUGGAAAGACCUGCUGCACAACCCCCAAGUCCUCAGUCCUCAGUUCACAGGUGUUCUUCAGCUGCUCACUGCUCGAACUUCCAGGAAGUUUCUGGCGUGUCGUCUCACACCUGACAUGGAGACCAAGCUGCUGUUCAUGACCUCCAGGGUACGUUUCGGGCAGCAGAAGCGGUAUCAGGACUGGUUCCAGAGACAGUACUUGUCCACAGCAGAGAGCCAAUCACUGCGCUGCGAUCUGAUUCGUUACAUCUGUGGUGUGGUCCAUCCGUCCAAUGAGGUGCUGAGCUCUGACAUCCUGCCGCGCUGGGCCAUCAUUGGCUGGUUGCUCACCACCUGCACGUCGAACGUUGCCGCCUCCAACGCCAAGCUGGCGCUCUUCUAUGAUUGGCUGUUCUUCAACCCGGAGAAAGACAGCAUCAUGAACAUAGAGCCAGCCAUCUUAGUGAUGCAUCACUCCAUGAAGCCUCAUCCCGCCAUCACUGCCACGCUGCUGGACUUCAUGUGCCGGAUCAUCCCUCACUUCUUCCCUCCAUUGGAGUCUCAGGUCCGUCAGGGCGUCUUCAACUCGCUGACCUUCAUCAUGGAGAAGAGAGUGCUGGCUCACCUCGCUCCACUCUUUGAUAACCCAAAAUUGGACCGAGAGCUGCGAUCGAUGCUCCGAGAGCGUUUCCCUGAGUUCUGCAGCGCACCUUCGCCCCCGACUGAAGUCAAAAUGGAGGAGGUUGUUUCCUUGGAGUUGGACAACCAUGUGUUGGACAAGGAGGAGGGUUGCUAUGACAACACAGAGGCCGCCUUCAGCGACGACGAGGAGGAGGUCAACAACAAAGGAAAGAAGAGGGAGUUCAGGUUCCAUCCAAUCAAAGAGGCUGUGGUUGAGGAACCCGCUGACAUCACACCCUGGCUCGACCAAUUAGACGACACCAUGAAGGAGAAAGUCCAGCAGCUGCAGAAGACCAGUGACACCGAGACUCAGUGUGAGGUCAUGCAGGAGAUCGUGGACCUGAUCCUGGAGGAGGACUUUGACACGGAGCAGAUGUCUGCUCUGGCGUCCUGUCUGGCGGAGCUGUUUAAAGAUCACUUCAGAGGAGAUGUGCUGCCGGAAGAGAUCACUGAGGAGUCCCUGGAGGAGUCGGUGUCCAAACCGGUCUGCCUGGUCUUCAGGAACCUGGUCACCAUGCAGGAGGACAACAGCGGCUUCUCAGUGCUGCUCGACAUGUUGGCAGAGUUCUACCAGAAACAGCCCAAGAUCGGAUAUCACCUGCUGUACUACCUCAAAGCCAGUAAAGCGGCGAACGGGAAGAUGAUGCUGUACGAGUCCUUCGCUCAGGCGACGGCGCUCGGCGACCUGCACACCUGUCUGAUGAUGGACAUGAAGGCGUGCCAGGAGGACGACGUCCGGCUGCUCUGCUACCUCACUCCCUCCAUCUACUCUGAGUUUCCAGACGAGACGUUAAGAAGCGGUGAGCUGCUCAACAUGAUCGUCGCUGUCAUCGACUCCACACAGCUGCAGGAGCUGAUGUGUCACGUGAUGAUGGGGAACCUGGUGAUGUUCAGGAAAGACUCGGUCCUCAACAUCCUCAUUCAGUCCCUGGACUGGGAGACUUUUGAGCAGUACAGCACCUGGCAGCUGUUCCUGGCUCACAGUAUUCCUCUGGAAACCAUCAUCCCCAUCCUGCAGCACCUCAAAUACAAAGAACAUCCAGAGGCCUUGUCCUGUCUGCUGCUGCAGCUCCGCAGAGAGAAGCCCAGUGAGGAGAUGGUGAAGAUGGUCUUGAGUCGUCCCUGUCAUCCCGAGGACCAGUUCACCACCAGCAUCCUGAGACACUGGGCGUCCAAGUACGACGACACGCUGGGAGAACACAUCAAGGCCCAGCUGAUCAAGAACAACAACCAGCCCCGCAAGAGACAGAGUCUCCGCAGCUCCAGCAGUAAACUGGCUCAGCUGACCCUGGAACAGAUCCUGGAGCACAUGGACAACCUGAGACUGAGUCUGAGCAACACCAAGAACAACUUCUUCACUCAGACCCCGAUCCUUCAGGCACUGCAGCACGUACAGGCGAGCUGUGACGAAGCACACAAGAUGAGGUUCAGCGACCUGUUCGCCCUGGCGGAGGAGUACGAGGACUCUCAGUCGAAGCCUCCCAAGUCUCGCCGUAAGGCUCCGGCUUCCUCACCACGCUCCAGGAAGGGAGCGGCUCCGCCCACCAACAACGAGGAGGAGAGUGCUUCCAGCAGCGCCUCGGAGGAGGAGGACUCGAAGCCCAAAGCGCCGAAGAGGAAGAGGAAAGGCUCGUCAGCGGUCGGCUCCGACAGCGACUGACGGAACCCUCUGACCAAUCACAUGCCAGCUACGCCACAGGGACCGUCAGCCAACCAGCCGCUCUGACACUGGAAGAGGCCCCGCCCCCUUCCGAUUACACACACUGACUGCUGCCAUGGGAGGGGCGGGGCUCUGAGGCGCCACAGACUUUGAAAUCCAUGUGAUGAACGGACUGUUGCUGUUUCCAUGGAGAUGAGGACUGACUGAGCUCAGGGUCACAUGUCACGGUGUGGUUACUCUCCCAUGAUGCACCACGAACUCUGGAACAGUGACUGAUUUUAAUACACGAUGAUGAUGAUGAUGAUGAUGAUGUUGAUGAUGUUGAUGACGAG